AUGGCCCCCGUCCCCAAAGACCGAAGCCGCGUCCGAAAGUGGGAAACGCGUCCGAAAGAUGGGGAAACCGCGUCCGAAAAAUCGAAACCCCCGUCCGAAAAAAUGGAAAACCGCGUCCCAAAGGGGGAAACCCCGUCCCAAAGAUGGAAGCCCGUCCGAAAAAUGGAAGCCGGUCCCAAGAUCGAAACGCGUCGAAAGACCGAAACCGGCCCCAAAGAUGGAACCGCGUCCCAAAAAUGGAAGCCGGUUCGAAAAAUCGAAGCGCGUGAAAGACCGAAGCCGCCCAAAGAUCGAAGCCGCGUCCGAAAGAUUGAAGCCCCGUCCGAAAACGAACCGCGUCCCAAAGAUCGAAGCCGCGUCCGAAAAAUCGAAGCCCCGUCCCAAAGAUCGAAAACCCCGUCCGAAGAUCGAAGCCGCGUCCGAAAAAUGGGAAACCGCGUCCCAAAGUUUGAAGCCGCUCCGAAAAGACCGAACCGCGUCCGAAAGACGGAAACCGCGUCCCAAAGACGGAAGCCCCGUCGAAAGAUCGAAACCGCGUCCCAAAGAUGGAAGCCGCGUCCGAAAGAUCGAAGCCGGCCAAAAGAUCGAACCCGCGUUCAAAAAGAUGGAAGCCGCGUCCGGGAAAGAUCGAGCGCGUCCGAAAGAUCGAACCCCCGCGUCCGAAAGAUCGA
This is a messenger RNA of Penaeus monodon (black tiger shrimp), 671 nucleotides long. RefSeq names its product serine/arginine repetitive matrix protein 1-like. Lineage: Eukaryota; Metazoa; Arthropoda; Malacostraca; Decapoda; Penaeidae. The transcript has a single exon. The annotation marks the transcript as partial. The record is from RefSeq and is a predicted model, not a curated record.